Messenger RNA from Cryptomeria japonica (Japanese cedar), 8128 nucleotides. RefSeq lists its product as uncharacterized. Gene Ontology annotation, biological process: DNA repair; telomere maintenance. NCBI's taxonomy places the organism in Eukaryota, Viridiplantae, Streptophyta, Pinopsida, Cupressales, Cupressaceae. The record is from RefSeq and is a predicted model, not a curated record. Gene Ontology annotation, molecular function: DNA helicase activity. The transcript has 21 exons. The coding region runs from base 2704 to 4269 and encodes 521 amino acids.
AUACAGAACUUCAAAUAUUUAAUUCAUAUGUAUAUAUACAUGUGUAUAUGUAUACAUACAUCUGUAUGUAUCACAAAUUACUAUAUCUAUGCAUACCUAUAUUACAAUAAUGCUUUGGAAAAACCAAGUCACUAACAACAACAAGUGUAGGCAGAAGAACACUACAAAGUCAAUUUACGACUUUGCAAAACCCAUACAUUUCAAGUGAAGCACUUUAUAAAACCCAUACAUUACAAACAAAAUCUCAACCUCACAUAUAUACAGUAACAAACACGAGAUUCUAACAUUUCACAUAUAUGGACCUGUAUUCAUACAUGUACAUAACUACGUGUAGAAGUAUUUGUAUACUUCAUUUACAUGUAUAUAAAUAUGUCUACAUAUAAGUUGAGUAAAUCAGAGUAACAAAACAACAGAAUAGAUCACUACACAUACAAAUAAACAUCACAAAACCACUUUACAUACAAAACUAAUCCUCUAAAACCACAUAAUCAUAGAUCAAGCAAUUUUAAAUUCUCAUACAUUCUUAAUACAUACUUCAAAGUUAACUAUCUUCAAUUUUGAAAAUUCUGACAUACCUCUACUCUCUUUGAAAUAUUAGAUAUCUAUCCAGCCUUGCCCUUAAGAAAUUGAUGCUAUCAAAUUGAAGAGAAGCCAGACCAAUAGAACUUACUAUGCAAAGAACAGAGGCAAUAUCUCCAAGAAACGACAAUUGAGAUGUCGUGCACUACAAAGACCUGGAAAUAACUCAAGUUAUUACAAACAAAAAACAAUGAUCUUGAGAAAAUUAAUGUCAAUCAAACACAUUCUAUUGCUCCUGAACUUUCUCUACAGACUCCUUCAUUUCAACAUGCAUUGUCUAAUUUCUGGAAAAUGAUUGAUAUGUUGGAGGUCAUAGAGCCAUGUUCUAUUUGUAAAGAAAUGUAUGUGGGCAUGACUAUUAAAAAAUUCAAUCAUGUACUUAUGUGCAUGAGAUGUUGUGCUGAAAAAGGCCUCCACCGUUUCUCAUUAUCAAACAAUAUGGACCUAGGUGAGCAACCUUCUAUUUUAAAGUCUCUUUCUCAAGUAGAAGAAAUGCUCAUAUCGAGAAUUGCCCAUGUUUUACAAGUAACACAUGCAAGGGGAGGACAAUACAAAUAUUCUGGCCAUACAAUUAACUUCCCACAAGAUAUUUUUGAAAUUGCAAUAACAUUGCCCCAUCAAAUUAAGCAAUUAGAAAUUCUUAUUGUUUGUAGAACCAAUUUGCAAGGAUUAACUUAUGACUGUUAUGUGAAUAGAUUUCAUGUCAUGGAUGCAUUGGCUUACAAAAUGAAACAUGAUCAAUACUAAAAGGAUGUAGUCAUUGAUCUAGAUGUGGUGCAUCUAUUGCCAGACCAAACCACUAACAUUAUAGAGCUAUUGCAUUCAGUGCAUUCACCUCAAGAAGGUUCUAUUCAAGAUAAUUCAACUCUGUCGAAUAUCAACAAUAAAGAACACAUAGUGGAGAACACUUCCUCAUUUAUUCCACAACUGCCAUCAUCAAUACCAGAACUUGAUGAAAUAAAAACCAUCCUACAUCAAGAUAAUAGAAACAACAACGUUGUUGCUUGGCCACAAAUCAGUACAUCACCUAUCAAUGAGUACAAUACAAAGGGCCUCCUUUCCAUGGCAUUCCCAACACUUUUCCCUUCUGGAAUGGCUUUACCACUAUAGCAAAGAACAAGGCAUGUACAUUUACAUGAAUAUGCUUUGCACCUGAUCAAAUAUUAUGAUCAAAUAUUUGGGCAACAUGUUCGCUUUAGAUAUUAUAUCUACAAUCUUAUGAUGAGACAUCGAUCCCAACAAUCAGCUGUUGUGUUCAUUAAGACAAAUCUAGAAGAUAGUCUUCCACACAAUCUUCAUGGUCUAAAAGAAUACUUACAAAAUACACCCUCAAAUGAAUUACCAAAUCAUAUCAUGCGAUAUGCAGCCUCGUUGCGUGGUACACGAGCAUUUUGGAGCAAAUCCUGACGAGACCUUACAACAAUGAUAGAGCAGUUAGGUGCACCUACAUUGUUCUUUACCUUAAGCUCAACUGAUACAAAAUGGCCAAACUUGCAUAAGUUAUUGCCAAAAACAAAUUCAACUACUGUACCCAAUAACAAAAGACAAUUUAUUGAAAAUUUAGUCAAUAAUCCACACAUUAUAGCUUUAUACUUGCACUUAAGAUUUCAAAUCUUUCGUGAUGAAGUCAUUGUCAAACAACUAAAAGCCAUUGACCACUAGUACAGAUACGAAUGGCAACACCGAGGAUAUGCACAUAUACAUGGCUUUCUUUGGUUAUCAGAAGCACCAAAUAUUGAUAACCUUGAUUGGUCAAAUCAUGCAAGUAUCCAAUCAGUUAAACACUUCUUUGACCAGUACAUCAUAGCAUGGAAUCCACAUACUGAAGAAGCUCGCUUGAACAGACAAUAUAUGUCCACAAUUUUAGAUCCAUGUCUUGCAGAUACAGAGAACAUAUCCAGGUCUGAUCCUUCCACUGAUUAUAUUGAAUUACUCAAUAUUGUCCAGUGGCAUACAAAGUGUUAAGAGUAUACCUACUUGAGGAAAAAAAAAUCAACUCUUCAAUGUCGGUACAAAGCUCCUUGGCCUGAACAACAUGAAUCCUCAUUCAUAUUAGACCACAACAAUAACCCAUCAUACAAGCCAGCAAGGAAUCACAAUGGUCUAAAUGUACACAACCCAACAAUGCUCGCCAUAUGGAGGGCUAAUGUUGACUGUCAACUUGUCUGCUCCAAAAAAGCAGUUCUACAAUAUAUCUCAAAGUACGCAUCCAAAACUAAACACAAGUCAGAAAGUUAUACUGAUAUGCUGAAACGCAUAGUUGGAUCAACAAAUUCAGAUGAUACAAUCCUCUUAGUAAUCCAAAGACUCUUGAUGGGAAUUGUUGCUGAUAGGGACAUUAGCGCACAAGAAACUUGUCACAUGCUACUUAAACUCCCAUUGAUAUCUUGCACACGCCAGUUUGUAAUGCUCAAUGUUGGCAAAAGAUUCUUCCAAUGCAUAGCUAAUUGUGAUGAAGGAUCUCAAACCUCAAUAUCUUACAUCUCAAACUACAUGAAACGACCAUCAGAAUUAGCAAACCUAACCCUGCUUUGUUCAGCCCAGCUAUAUACAUACUUUGACCCAUGUAAAUCAUGUAAAUGGAUGAAAAGAAAGCUACUAGCAAUUGUAAAUGUCUACCCACAACACAAAUCUUUACCUUUAGAAGAUGAUAGCAGUUUUCAAAGUUUCUGUUGGAGUGAAUUUCUUCUUUACAAGCCAUUUCGAAGCAUUCCUCUACAUAUAGGGAACUCAACUGAAGAAAUUAUAAUAGAUUGGAAACAUCUUCAAAGUACAGAUUACAUCCGCUGGCAUGUAAAUGGUAUUGAAGAACACAUUAUAAUAGAAAAUAGUGAAGAGCUACAACCAGAAGACAUUCAACAAUCUACUCAUGAAGAUCUGUACGAAUUGGAGUUCUUGUCACAAAUGGGAGCAUCAAACAACUUUGACGUUGCUACUCUUCAAAUGCUUGGCAGACGUGAUUUUGAUCUAAACUUUAAUUGGACUGAUUCUAUACCUGAUGAAGCAUUGCAUUCAAAAGCAUCUCAAUUUAUUUUAACAGAGAAAAGCCAAGCACCCCACACCCUUGCCAACCCACAUUUAAAUGCAUCUACUAACUACGAGCUUGCAAGAAACCAAAUUAUUGCACUUGAUAUCAUUAAAACUCAUGCUGAACACAACUUGUCUUCUCCACCAUUACGAUUAGUUAUUCAAGGCACAAUAGGCACUGGAAAAUCAUUUGUUAUUGAUUACAUACGUAGACAGUUAAAUUCAAAUUUAGAACAUGCACAAUACCCUUUGCUUGUACUAGCACCAACAGGUAUUUCCGCAUAUAAUGUCCAAGCAACCACAAUCCAUGCUACCCUAUGUAUACCCAUUCAGGAAUACAAACCCUUAAAAGGCCAUUCCCUAUUAAUGUUUCAAGAGCAACGAAAACAUUUACGUUACAUUUUAAUAGAUGAAAUGAGCUUUGUUGGCCCUCAAUUACUCUUAAAGAUUGAUAAAAGAUUGCGAGAAACUUUUCCCAGCAGACAACAUGAAUCAUUUGUAGCUAUCUCAGUCAUUUUGGUUAGUGAUCUUGCACAGCUUCCCCCAAUUAUGGAUAGGCCAUUAUAUGCAUCUCACUCAACGACACUGGCUCUAUGGCACACAUUCAAUACUGUUGUAACCUUGGAUAUUCCAUUUCAUCAACAAGGCACAAGUUCUUCAUAGAUAACUUUCUGUGAAAUGUUGCUUAAUAUCCGCAGCACAACACCAUUGCAAAUAGACUGUGAAUCCCUCCAAUUGCAGUCAACCCAUGCUUUGACACUUGAUCAGAAUAACCACUUCAACCAACAGAAGCAUUUGUUUGCAACAAAUGUAGCUUCAAGUGCACACAACAUAAAAAUGUUAACACAAUUGCACUCACCCAUUGCACGUGCAACAACAAUCAUUACCCAUCAAAGAGAUAAGCAAGCACACCAAGAAGAACAACUAGCAUUUGAAAUUCUUCUUUCUAUAGAUGAGAAAAUUAUUCUUAUUGCAAAUUUAUGAAUAGAAGUUGGCCUUGUAAAUGGCGCUUUGGGUCAAAUCAAACAAAUUGUCUACGAUGCAGCUUCUAAACCACCUGAUUUGCCAAAAUAUGUGAUCAUUCUUUUCAAACAUUAUAUUGGGCCUUCAUGGGAUCCACAAAAUCCAAAACAUGUGCCUAUUCCACCAAUUACUAGUGGAAAUUGCACACAAAUUCCACUAGCAAUGGCAUGGGGCAUUACUAUUCACAAAUCAUAGGGGUUAACAUUAGACUUUGCCACAGUUGACAUUGGCAAAAUAGAGAAACAAGGCCUCACAUUCACAACACUUUCAAGAGUAAAAGCAAUUGAACACCUACGCAUACAACCAACCUUCACCUACCAAAGGUACUUAAGAUUGAAAGGUGCAACAUCAACAAUUCUACAAAAGACCGAGGAAGCGCACUUGUUGGAGCUUUCAUGCACAACAAAAGAAACAUACUUACAUAACAGACAAAAUCAGGUAUACAAAUCACAUCUUCAUUAUGUUUUCACGUGUUGUAUAUCUUCUAUUCAAUGUAACAACCCAAAACAAUAUUUAUACUUUUCAGGAUCAACAACACAACUAACAUCUAUGAAUUUGAAUAUCCCUUUUACAUGUCCCAACUCUGCAACAAAAGGCACCCGUUCCCUUUCACAAGUAUUAUGAUUUGUGAAGGUCAGCUUUUGAUAAAGAACAACAUCCAAUACACCAAGCUCAUCACUUUCAAGAUUUUCCAUGGUGUGCUUGUAGGCUUCUUACUUUGUCUAUGUUCGUUAACUGUUUGUGGAUUUGACCAGGCCUGUUCACUUUUCCAGGUUCUCUUGAUUGAAUAAUUGGGAUUUCGAUAAAGAACAACAUCCAAUACAGCAAGCUCAUUACUUUCACGGCUUCAGAUUUUCAGUCAUGUGCUUGCAGGGUUCUUACUUUGUUUAUGUUGUUCAAUUGUUUCUGGACAUGACCACUUUCAAUCUACAACGCACCUGUUCACUUUUACAGGUUCUCUUGAUUCAAGAAUUUAGUUUUCCAUAAAGAACAACAUCCAAUACACCAAGCUCAUUACUAUCGAGGAACCUAAACCCCUUUGACGAGGAUCCUGCACAGUCUCAUUGAUCGACAGGUAUCACCAAAUAGGUAUUUGUCAGAUGUGUCUUCCUCAAGUGAGGGAAAUGCAGGAAUAGAAGAGGAAAGUGAGACAUGUAGUAGAUCUCAAAUAGGGAGAUCAACUAGAGGUCAAAAGAUUAGAAGAAAAUUCAAUAAACGCAUGGAAUUUUUUCUUGCUCAAGGGGGGUCAUGUUCUUAUGAUGAUGAGACCAAAGGCGACAUUGAGGUGCCCUUGAGGUACAAACAGCUACUGAAACAAUGUGUACCCAAGGAACUUCCUCCAAUAAACACUGAUUUUUGUGUUAAUGAGAGGAUAUAUCGCAUAGCACCUUCAUCGUUACAUGGUUUGGGCCUAUUUUCCAUGGACAACAUAAAGGUCUGUUACAACAAAGUUGUUGAAUUGAUGGAGUUUGUUGGACCUUGUUACAAUUAUAAUGAUUGGAUGCAGAUUGUUUGAUAUAAAAAAAGUAUGUGUAGGUAUGCACUGUCAGCCAAUUAUAUACAACAAAAAGAUAAUGAUCAAAGUAAAUGAGUGGUUGUAUACAUUGAUGGAAGGCCAAAAGCAAUAGGGAAUAUUGCAAGUUUUAUAAAUAGUACACGACCUGGGUCAACUAAUAAGCAACCCAAUUGCAUAUUUGAGGCACGUGAGGGAAAUUGUGUGUUUGUAUGUGUGAUAAAAUCAAUAAGUGCAGGGGAAGAGCUGCUAAUCGAUUACAAUUUGAAUCAUAUAGAUACAAACAAAGUUACUAUCAUGGGGGUGGGCCACAUGGAUCCACCACAUAGCACAGAUAGGGGUGUAGGUCUCAACACUUCUAUGGAGCAGACGGAUGUUCGGGAUAAGGGAAAGGAACCUGCAGUACCUUAGCACCUCCAUAGGGAUGUGGGGCACUCGACAAUGUUAUGCAUUGAUGACAUCGCACUUACUGCAAACCCUAUGCAAUUUGUACAAAAGAAUAUUAGAAAAAUUAGGCAAGAGAUUCUUGAUUUGGCAACCAUAAGUCCUCAGACUGAUGAGAUAACAAAGAGGGUGCAACUAUUGUUGACGACAAUGGAAAACUUGCAAAAAUUUAUAGGGCCUCAUCAUCCUGGUGGCGAUGAUCAGCAUAUUGUGCUGACAUGGGUCCGAGGUCGAGCCCAACUGUAUUGCCGACUGCAAUGUCGGCAACACGUAGCAUGCAGACAUCGUCUGUUGCACUGGCUCAUGUUGACCUACCCACUGGUGGAGAUGCACAUGAGGAUGCGCCAGAGGCGAGUACUGCUGAUAACAUACCAUCAUUUCCUGGAUCUUCCCGUAUUUCUAGUACGGGAAUGUUGUAGGCCACAUUGGUGGUGAGCUACGAAGAAUUGAUUCCCUUGAAGAUACAGAAGGUUCCAGGAAAUGAUAUUUUUUAUAAAAAUCUUAAUGACAUUUCAUUGCAGAUAUUUGGGCCCACCAUACGUAAAAGGUGGAAUGACCAAGAAAAAAAGUUAAAAGAUGAACUCACAAACUGUAUGGUAGGGUUGUUUGGAAAUGACACAUUCGACAAGACUAAGCUCUUGGAAAAAGCUGACACAUAUCUGAAGUAUGUGAGGGACCAAUAUAGGACACAUUUAGAGAAGAACGUAAAGUAUGAGUGUCCCCCCAUGAUUCCAGAGAGGGAGUGGAAGGACCUGAUUUUGGAUGCAAAGGAGAUAAUUGAAAGGAAAAAGGGAAAUACACCACCAGACGCCAGAAGAAGAUUGAGUGACACGUAAAAGGCAACCAAGGCAAGACAAGAAAAGCAUGGGCAAUACAAACUCGGCUCUGGUGGUUAUAUGAAACUUGCCACAUGAAUGGCUCUGAAUUCAAUAGAGCGCCCAUGGAAGAUGACAAGAGAAUUGGCUACCAGCAAGGCUAUAUAGCCGUGGCUGAACAACUAUGAGAAUUGAGUGGGCAAACAUGAGAUUCUGAUGCAUCUGUCACAACAGCAAGCAAUGAUAACACUGCGCGUGACAUUGCAAUGCAACAUGAUAAUCAUGGAACAGAACCUGUACACAAAGGUCCGGAUGUGCAUCCUAGUAGUGGAGAGCAUGUAGUUGGUGGUGACCAAGUGGAGCAUGAUCCAGGUAGACAACAGCAGGAAUGUGAUGUUCCCCAAUCAGAGGAUCUAGAGGGUGCUCAGCAUGUCGAGGUUGAGGCUAGACAAAAUGAUGUGGAAGAUGAUGUGCCCCCAUCAGAGGACCCCCCUUUGGUUCAGCAUCCUCGUCCUUUGUAUAGGACUAGGCAUACAUCAAGAGCAUGAGAAGAGGGCAUAACCUCCACAGAUGGGGGAAAUGAUGAAGAAACCGAUGUUCCACUUGGUCUUUUCAUAGCUUCAAAAUAAAAACAAAGAAAGAAAUGAUUGUAAUCUACCUUAUUUGAUAAUGACUGAUUUUUAUGUGUAAUGAAUGUAAUUAUGUGCUAAUGAAUGUUCAUGAAUGA